Messenger RNA from Acanthoscelides obtectus, 189 nucleotides. NCBI's taxonomy places the organism in Eukaryota, Metazoa, Arthropoda, Insecta, Coleoptera, Chrysomelidae. The record is from the annotation of a GenBank genome assembly.
AUGCGAGAUGGAGAGACAGAAGACAUGGAGAGAUGGAGAGCGGCAGAGGUGGAGAGAUCGAGAGAUGGAGAGAGAGAGACAGCAAGCGAGAGAGAGAAGGCUGAACAUACAAAAGCCCUACUCUUAUCUAUUGAAUGCGGUAGCGUCAAUUGUACUUCCGGGCUGAUUAAGCAGGUCCAAGCGCUUUAA